AAAAGAUUAAUUAACCGUUUAUAGAGUGACAUAACAAAACAUAAUAUUGAAGAUAACCUCACUUUAAUGUCAUGCCGGUUACGUGAAUUGUGUUAAUUUUUAGGGGUAAAUUUUAGUGAUUGAAGAAGAAUGUUAACUCUAUGGAAAUCCAGUUCUUUAAAAUAUCGCGCCAUGAGCGCAAAAACCGGGUUUUGUUUUUCAACGUUCUUUCGAGAAGGUACAAGAAACUCAAGUUUGCUGUUAAAUGUUAUAAGCAUGGGGAGAAAAUCAAAAAGAAAACGUGAUAAAAUCUUAACAUCAGCAAUAAAUGAUAGAAUAUCUUCUAUUAGAAAUUCAGAGAAUCAGAAUGUACCAACAAAUCUUGUACAAGAUACACAGAAAAAGGUAACGCCAAAAAAAAAGGUGCAAUCUUUAAGUCCCUGGAAAACUGUGGUAAGUUUCUAUGAAGAAUACUCGAUACAACAAAAAAUAAAGUUUAAUUUAUCACCACAAUACGAUAACAUAAAUAAUUUUAUUCAAUGUACAUUAAAAUUAAAAUAUCCAAUAAAAGUCAACAUACGGUCUAUUGGACAAUCGAGAAAAUUAGCUUUACAGAGCUGCUCCUUAGAAGUGUUACAAGUUUUAAAAGAAAACAAUUUUAUUAAUGACAAAAAACUAUUAACUUAUAAUGAUUUUGUUGAUGUUACCGCAAGAUAUGAGAAUCAACGUAAAUGGGGACCAACCAAUCUUUUUAGAAGCGCUAUUUUAGAUAUAAAUAAAAAUAAUAUGAUCGCGCAAACUUCUUUAACACCUAAACGCAACAUCACAACAACCUCGCGAUAUAAUCUUAGAAGUUUAACAUCAGAAAAACCAAAACCAGUUCAACCCAACCAAUCAAGUUCAGAUAAAAUUGUUUUAACUCCAAAAUCAACAAUUCACAAUUAUUACAACAUCAUUUCAUCUCAAUUAAAUAAAGACUAUGGUGUUACAACAUCUUAUACUCACUUAAAACAUCAUCACUUACCUUGGGCUUGUACUUAUCAUGUAAAAUGGCCUGAGGAGAUUGUAUUCACAAAAUCUGGUUUUUCAAAAAAAGAAGCCGCCGGAAAAGUCUGCGUCGAAAUUUUGAACUAUUUACAGUCUUUAAAUUUGAUUAGCUCACGUGGUGUUCCAAUUUUGAAAGAAGAAAAAAUUAAUGAAAAGCAACAAUCAAAAAUAAUUAGUUUAAAAGAUGAUACAGUAAAACAAUUAAAUAAAAUUAACAUGAUUUAUCAAGAGAAAUUGCUUAAAAGUCUACCUGAUUAUUCAAUAAAUCUAGAUGAUAGUUUAAAUGAAGAGCGCAAAGAAUUAUUUUCAAAUCAACGUCGAGCACAAAAAAAAUCAUUCAUGCACAUUAUAGAAGAAAAAACUAAUCUACCAAUAUCAAAAUACAAAAAUGACAUUAUUGAAGCUGUAAAUAAUAAUCAAGUUACUAUUAUUAAAGGUGAACCUGGUUGUGGUAAAAGUACCAGAGUUCCUCAGUAUCUUUUGGAAGGUUGGGCUAAAAGUCAGGAUCAAGAACAUUGCAAAAUUCUUGUUACCCAACCUAGAAGAAUAGCUGCUAUUAGUUUAGCUGAACGUGUUUCAUAUGAAAGAAAUGAACAGGUUGGAAAAACUGUUGGAUAUCAAGUUCGUUUACAAAAUUCAUUUUGUCCACGAUUGGGAAAAAUUCUAUACUGUACAACAGGAAUUCUUUUACGAAAAAUGCAAGCAGAUCCACAUCUCUUAGACUGUUCUCACGUAAUUCUAGAUGAAGCACACGAAAGGGAUGUAAACACCGAUUUGUUAAUGAAUCUUUUACGUUCAGGUUUGGAGAAGAAUAAAAACUUAAAACUUGUUGUUAUGUCCGCUACAAUUGAUGCGGGAAUUUUCCAAGAAUAUUUUAAAUCGUCCCCAGUUUUUAAUAUUCCUGGUUUUACAUAUCCCGUAAAACAACAUUUUAUUAACAACGCUAAUUCAUUAAAUUUUUCGAAAACUUUGGAAAUGUGCGAAUCUAAAAUUCCGCACGUUGUUUGCCCAGAAGUGGUAAAACUAAUCGAUUAUAUUCAUAACAAUAAAGGAGAUGGUGCGAUUUUGUGCUUUUUACCUGGUUGGGAAGAGAUUAAAACGAUUGCGGAGUUACUAGAAGAUCGUCGCGAUAUUCGUACGUUAUGUUUACAUUCCAGGCUCUCGAUGGUGGAACAAAAAUUAAUAUUUUCAAAACCCCCUCGAGGAAUGCGCAAAGUUAUUUUAUCAACAAAUAUUGCUGAAACUUCCGUAACCGUGGAUGAUGUUGUUUACGUCAUUGAUACAGGAAUACAGAAGGAAACUAGAUUUGAUAUAACCAAAGGCGUAACUUGUUUAGAUAAAUCUUGGAUUUCCCAAGCAAAUGUUAAACAGAGAAAAGGACGAGCCGGAAGAUGUCAACCUGGCGAAAGUUUUCAUCUAUAUCCUAAAGAAAAAUGCGAACACUUCGAAGAAUAUCCACUACCAGAAAUUUUAAGAACAUCCCUCACAAAAAUCGUUCUUGAUAGUAAAGUUUACAGUAACAAUAUGAACGCAAUCGAAUUCAUGAGCCAGUUAAUUUCACCACCAAGCGAUGAUGCUAUAAAAUUGGCUGUUAAAGAAUUGAUUGAUUUGGAACUUUUAGAUAUAGAUGAAAAUUUAACAACACUUGGUCGCGCAUUAGCCAAUUUUCAAUUAGAGCCGAAAUUAGCUAAAACUAUGGUAAAUGCAAUGGUUUUCAAAUGCGUUACCCCAAUAAUCGAUAUUGUUACGUUAUUUUCUGAAGAAAAAGAACUCUUUAUGGGCGGAUUACGUUGCAAGGAAACGGUUAAAAAAAUUAAAAAAGCUUUUUGUAGUAGCAGCGAUCAUUUAUCUUUAAUGAAAAUCUUUGAAAAAUGGUUAGAAUACAUCGAAACUGAUGAAAUUAAUGCAGCGCAACGAUUUUGUUUAAGAAAUAAUUUAGUUGAAUCAAAAUUGCAUACUUUACAACAAUUAAGAGAUAUUCAUUUUGAAUACUUAGAAAAAUAUUUGAAAAAUGUUUUACCAAUUUCUGAUGAUUUAUCUGAUAAUGAUGAGUUGAUAAAAGGAGUUUUACUAUCUGGUGUUGGUACUUUAAUGGAAUACUCAUCAAAAGUAAAAGGAAAAAAGAAAAAACACGUUUUAUUAACAAGAAGUGGUCAUAAUGCAGUAAUCACAACUGAAAGCGUUAAUAGCAGACGCGCUUCAUAUUCAAGUGAUUACUUAAUUUAUAUAAAUGAAGUUGUUUCAAACGUUCGAAGAACUAGUGUAAUUAGAGAAACAAGUUUAGUCUCAUUGCUUACCCUACUUUUAUUUAAAAACAAUAAAAUAAUUAUAGAAAAUUUACCUCAAAAUGAACAUUCCUCUGACAUUAACUCAACCGAUCAAGUACUUUUAAAGUUAGAGAAUACUAAAUAUAAAUACAUCUGUGAUAGAAGCCAAGCGGAGGCGAUACAAAGUUGUAAAGAAGUUUUGCAAUCAAUGUUACAAUAUUACAUCUUUCAAUUAACAAACAGUGGUGUUUAUAAUGAAAAUGUCAAUAAAAAUUGGGAUGAAAUGUUAAAUAUACUUAAUAGUCUCUUAGAGGAUGUUAAGAUUUCGUAAUUUUUUUUAGAUAGCCAGAUUAUUUUAUUGUCAGUUGAUAAUCAACUGCUAUGUGUUUUGAUUUUGUUUUAAUAAAUAUUUUCUUAUCGUUGCUGUAAUA
Onthophagus taurus is the source of this 3724-nucleotide messenger RNA. NCBI's taxonomy places the organism in Eukaryota, Metazoa, Arthropoda, Insecta, Coleoptera, Scarabaeidae. The record is from RefSeq and is a predicted model, not a curated record.